Penicillium cinerascens is the source of this 888-nucleotide messenger RNA. Its product is annotated as gamma-glutamylcyclotransferase. Gene Ontology annotation, cellular component: cytoplasm. The record is from RefSeq and is a predicted model, not a curated record. Bases 1 to 888 code for a protein of 295 amino acids. Gene Ontology annotation, biological process: glutathione catabolic process. The transcript has 6 exons. NCBI's taxonomy places the organism in Eukaryota, Fungi, Ascomycota, Eurotiomycetes, Eurotiales, Aspergillaceae. Gene Ontology annotation, molecular function: gamma-glutamylcyclotransferase activity; glutathione specific gamma-glutamylcyclotransferase activity.
AUGGCUGCAACCUUGCAAGGCCACCAGGUCCAUCCCGGCGGCCGGACAUGGAAGAGCCACUUUCCCAAAGGUGAUUUAUGGGUAUUUGGUUACGGGAGCUUGAUUUGGAAACCACCACCGCACUAUGACCAACGGGUCCCAGGUUACAUCGACGGCUACGUACGACGAUUCUGGCAGGCCCUCGGUGGCGUUUUCCAGGCUAGACCCCGCCGGCUGGGGCUUAGGUCUAUCGUCUAUCGCCUACCGUAUCGGGAGUUGGGGAUGCUGAUUCCGGCCAAUAGUACCGAUCAUCGAGGCACGCCUGAGCAGCCGGGUAGAGUGGUUACCGUUAUUGAGCGGACUUUUUGGGAGACGCUUGAUGAUCCGCUAGCAAAUGUCGAGUCCGAAUCAGCCUCUACUGGCAAAGUCUGGGGCGCCGCGUACCACAUUCCAUCCUCGCAUGCCGAGGAAGUCCACGACUACCUGGAUGAGCGCGAGAUCGACGGUUACAGCGUGCACUACACGCCUUUCUAUCCGUUUUCAGAAGAACCCUCGAAAUUUACAGGAGACGACUCAGCCCCGAUCAUCUGCAUGGUGUAUAUCGGACAGCCGACCAACCCGCAGUUUCUGCGGGACCCAGCACAGCGAGACCCCGAAGACGUGGCACAGGUUAUUAGCGCUGGGCAUGGUCAGAGUGGGAAGGGGACGGAGUAUCUCUAUCUGCUCGAGAAGGCGCUUGACGGCCUGGGUCUGGGGACGGCCGAUGUCCAUGUCACGGAUUUGGUAAGACGGGUUAAGGCGAUUGAGGCUGCGGGCGAGGGCGAACAGGAGGAGAGGGAGGCCGAGAAGAGUGUCCAGCGGUCUCUGGCAGCGGCCGAGGCGGUGGUACUGGACGGUAAUAUUGAGUAA